This is a messenger RNA of Psilocybe cubensis, 900 nucleotides long. RefSeq lists its product as uncharacterized. Gene Ontology annotation, cellular component: cytoplasm. Bases 1 to 900 code for a protein of 299 amino acids. Gene Ontology annotation, biological process: peptidyl-lysine methylation. Gene Ontology annotation, molecular function: protein-lysine N-methyltransferase activity. NCBI's taxonomy places the organism in Eukaryota, Fungi, Basidiomycota, Agaricomycetes, Agaricales, Agrocybaceae. The transcript has 4 exons. The record is from RefSeq and is a predicted model, not a curated record.
AUGGUCAUGCCCCCUUCAAAUCCAAAUUUCCCCAAAAACUUGCAAAUUCAUCCAUCUAACCCCCGUUCGUCCCGAUAUACCAAUGCAAACCAAGACUUGGACGAGGAAAAGUUUGGACCCGAGGCACAGGAGCUUGCCAUUCGCAAAUACGGAAUAGCGGGCAGAGUCUGGGAGGCAGCAUAUGCAAUGACUUUGUACAUACAACCUCCUGGAAACCUCGCGUUCGAUCCACCUAUGAUUGACGCGUCCAGGCAUGCGGACAGAGUUGUGAUAAUUGAACUUGGCUCUGGAGCCGGCUUGGUUGCGUUCUCUAUUGCAAAGAUACUGAAACCAGGACGUGAUCAUCUCAUCGUCACUGAUCUUCCCGAGGUUUGUCCAUUGCUUGAAGAUAAUUUGCGAUCUAUCAAAGAAGAGGUCGAGGCAACCAUCCCCGAAAAAGACGCAGUUAUUAUCAGACCUUUAUCAUGGGGAAACCAGGAUGAUGCUGCAUUCAUUGCAUCUCAGUUCUUUGGGCAGCCAAACAAUGAUGGCCGUUUUGGCGCGUUGACCCAUAUCAUUUGCAGCGACCUCACUGGAUCUGGCUACUGCGGGCCAUCGAUAUUGAUAUCUUACAAAAUUCGAAGUCUGUCCAAGGAGACAGCAUUUUGGUCUGCGUUUGGACUUUGGUUCGAAUUUUAUCCCGUGCUGGUGAAAGACAACGACGAGGGCGAUUGGCAGCGAUUCGGUGCCAAUUUCGAUGAUACGACGUUUUUAUUUACCGCCCAUCGCCGGCCAGAAUCUUGGAGUUGGGUCGUUCCUACCACAGACUCCGAUCUACUCGCGGGUGUUGGAUCGAAGGGCACUGAUACCAAAAAGUAUGACGACACCUUCGAGAACCUACUAUUGAUGGGCGUUGAAUAG